Messenger RNA from Castor canadensis (American beaver), 1341 nucleotides. It is a transcript of the gene Mcub, whose product is annotated as mitochondrial calcium uniporter dominant negative subunit beta. The record is from RefSeq and is a predicted model, not a curated record. Gene Ontology annotation, molecular function: calcium channel inhibitor activity. Lineage: Eukaryota; Metazoa; Chordata; Mammalia; Rodentia; Castoridae. Gene Ontology annotation, cellular component: uniplex complex. Gene Ontology annotation, biological process: mitochondrial calcium ion homeostasis; calcium import into the mitochondrion.
CGGAGCCGCGGGCGCAGACGGGAGGCGGCUGCGCGAGAGAUGCGCGGCUGACGCCCGGAGCGCGGCGCCGGCGGGGCCAGGAGGAUGCUCCCGAGCCGCCUGUGGCGGGGGCGACCCCGACUGCCGCCGACCCCCAGAGCCCUGAGUCCAGCGCGCCCCAGGCCGCCGCGACCGGCGCCCCAGAUUUUGUGUGUGAAGCUGUGUGGGAAUCCAAAAUACUACCAAGCACAUCUGUAUACUACAGUGGUGCCACCUGAUGAAAUAACAGUUAAUUAUAAACAUGGCCUUCCCUUGAUAACACUUACUUUGCCAUCCAGAAAAGAGCGCUGUCAGUUUGUAGUCAAGCCCAUGCUGUCAACAGUUGGCUCCUUCCUUCAGGACCUACAGAAUGAGGACAAAGGUGUCAAAGCUGCAGCCAUCUUCACAGCAGAUGGCAGUGAGAUUCCAGCUUCAACCUUGAUGGAUGUUUUGCUAAUGAAAGAUUUUAGACUUGUCAUUAACAAUGUAGCAUAUGACAUACAAUGUCCCACCAAAGAAAAACUGAGUCACAAGCCCAUGUCUGACAUGGAAAACGUGAAGUCCUUGGUUCACAGGCUAUUUACAGUCUUGCACCUAGAAGAGUUUCAUAAGAAGAGAGAGCAACAUUUGCUGGAGAAAAUUGACUACCUGAAGGAACAGCUGCGUCCCCUGGAGCAGGUGAAAGCUAGAAUUGAAGCUCGCUCAGAAGCCAAAACCAGUGGACUCCUGUGGGCUGGCUUAGCGCUGCUGUCCAUUCAGGGGGGUGCACUGGCCUGGCUCACGUGGUGGGUGUACUCCUGGGACAUCAUGGAACCAGUUACAUACUUCCUCACAUUUGCAAAUUCCAUGGUCUUUUUUGCAUACUUUAUAAUCACUAGACAGAAUUAUACUUACUCAUCUCUGAGGAGUAGGCAGUUUCUUCAGUUCUUCCAUAAGAAAUCACAGCACCAGCAUUUUGACGUGGAACAAUACAACAAGUUGAAAGAUGACCUUGCUAAGGCUAAAGACUCCCUAAACCAGGUGCGCCAUUCUCUGUACUUGAGAAUGCAAGUAGAGGGACUCGAUGAGAAGAACUAAUCAAAGCACCACUGGAGUCUCCAUUAUAUACUGAUUUCCUGCCUUACAGACUGGCCAUUUUUGAGUCUCACAGCAUUUCAAUUUGACUGUUUCAACCUUUUUUAGUUAAUAAAUUUGCGUAAAACAGAAGUAUUCUUUGAAGUUUUUUCUUGAGAAUUCUUGGUUUGUGGAUUCUCAUGACUAGUUAAUGCUACAGAGGGGCCUGUGUGUCUUUGUCAGAGCUGUAGGUGCCACUGGCUAAACACC